AUGAAGUUCGCAAACGUCGCAUCAAAGGUCCUCGUCCUGGCCGCAGGCGUCCUCGGCCUCUCAGCACCGCCCGAGGCCACGCGCGACCCUCUACACGUACGCCAAGUCAAGGAACCGGUCUGCCUACUCAGGACGAUCUCGGAAGACUCCCACCCCGAGCUUUUCUUCGGCCUCCAGUACACCAUUACGGCGGCGGUACCGGCGGACAGGGUGGCGGACGUCUGCCGGGCCUUCACGGCGGAUCUCGAGUCGACGCGCCACUGCCGUGGCCAGUUCCUCGCCGGAAGGCAACCAGUGUGCAGAGAUGACCAGGGCGGUCUCAAGAUCAAGCUAUGGACUUACAAAUCGUGUGGACAAAGCAUGGUCCACAGGGCCUGGUUUCACGCGACCGAGAACAAGUACGGCUCAGUUCAGUGCGACACCAUGGACGAUAUUUGGAACUAG
This is a messenger RNA of Colletotrichum destructivum, 444 nucleotides long. RefSeq lists its product as uncharacterized. Lineage: Eukaryota; Fungi; Ascomycota; Sordariomycetes; Glomerellales; Glomerellaceae. The record is from RefSeq and is a predicted model, not a curated record. The coding region runs from base 1 to 444 and encodes 147 amino acids. The transcript has a single exon.